UCAGUAGUCCACUAUAGAACGGAAGCUGUGUGUGUGCGUGUGUCUAAAUGUGUGUCUAAGUGUGUGUUUAAAUGUGUAUGUGUGUCCUGAUUCUAGAAGGAAGGUGUCACGGUGCGCUUCGGUCACAUUGUUUUUGUCGUCCCCCGCCCCGGUGUCCUUCAGGAAAGGCUGGUCUGAAGGACGCACGGUGACAUUUGUGUAGUGUUUAUGUAUCUUUAAGGACGGCGGGGGGAGGCGGUUGUUGUGCGUCCGAGCGAUGUAGCCUGCUUGGCGGCGUGGCCGACCCCACCUGCUCCCUCCGGCCGAGGAACGACGCGAGCUGGGAUGUCGAUGGUGUCAUCAGGAUAUGAAAGUUGAACAUUCUCUUCUUCCGCAGGAUCAUCACCCAGACAGAGAAACCUGGAAAUGGAGCCAGACAACAUGAGCCAAAGCCAGAUGCCAGCAGACGACCUUAGUGGAGCAGCAGGCGCAGUAAUGACUCAAACUACUACACCGAAUCCAUCAGAUCCAACACGUGAGCCCACCGCUGGGCCACCUGCCGCUAUUGCCAGGCCUCGUCGGCCACAGAGGAGUGCCAGAGUAGAAGGUUCUGUCGACAUAUCCGAACCCAAAGCGGAGCCCACAACAGUGGACAACCAGGGCCAGUGUGCACCUGAUGGCGCGGCAGCAAGUCGCUCAAAACCUGCUUUCAGUCCCCCCGUCAGAUCCUCGGGGGACCGACCAAGCAUCAAGACUGGUCCUAAAGGUCCAGGACACCAGGCGAUCAGAGCUGCCUCAGUGCCCCACCCACCUGCCAACAGGCCUCUACCCUCUCACCUGAACCCUCACACCCAGAGAGCUCUGUCGGUUGCAGGAACUGCUGACACUCAGGCCCAGACUGUGGAGGAUUUCAGGGUGCACAUCAUCACCUGGAACGUGGGUUCGGCCACGCCCCCUGAUGACAUCACCUGCUUGCUGGGUUUGAAUGUAGGUGAUGGAAACACAGACAUGUACAUCAUCGGGCUGCAGGAAGUGAACUCUAUGAUUAACAAACGGCUGAAAGAUGUCCUCUUCACGGACCAGUGGAGCGAGGUCUGCAUGGAAAGACUCAGCCCCUUUGGAUACGUGCUGGUGACCUCUCAGAGGAUGCAGGGCGUGUUGCUGCUGGUUUUUGCCAAGUACUACCAUCUGCCUUUCCUCCGAGGAGUCCAGACUGAGACCACCCGCACCGGCCUGGGGGGUUACUGGGGGAACAAAGGCGGAGUCAGCGCCCGCAUGACAGUGUUUGGACACACAAUCUGCUUCCUCAACUGCCACCUGCCGGCUCACAUGGAAAACUCCUAUCAGCGCAUGGAGGACUUUGAGAGCAUCCUGCAGCAGCAGCAGUUUGAAGGCCAAGCAGCUUCUGGCGUUCUAGACCAUGAUGUGGUGUUCUGGUUCGGUGAUCUCAAUUUCCGCAUCGAUGACUUGGAAAUGCAAGUGGUAAAAACAGCCAUCGACAAUAACAAACUUUCCAUGCUGUGGGAAAAAGAUCAGUUAAACAUGGCAAAGGACAGUGAGACCGUGUUAAUGGGAUUCCAUGAGGGGCCGCUCAAAUUUCCCCCGACAUACAAGUUUGAUGUAGGGACCAACGUAUACGACACAAGUGGAAAGAAGCGUAAACCAGCCUGGACCGACCGAAUCCUGUGGCGCUUAAGAGCCACAGCGCCUGCUGCCAGUACAGGGAAGCGUGGUUCAGUUUCAGGGCUGACCAGCGGGACCAAAGUGACACAGCAUUACUACCGAAGUCACAUGGAAUAUUUGGUCAGCGACCAUAAACCCGUCUCUUCUAUCUUUACCUUGCAGUUCCCUUACAAGGUGGAUGUCCCUUUGGUGACACUCCAGGUGGAGGAUGAGUGGAAUAGUAUUGCUGAUGCCAUAACCAAAUUCAAACUAGCACCCAACUAUGCUCGCAGUUCCUGGGACUGGAUUGGACUUUACAAGGUGGGAUUCAAACACCACAAAGACUAUGUGGGAUACGUGUGGGCCAAACAAGAAGAAGCAGAUUUUCAAAGACAAGAGCACCAGGUAAUGAAGACGUGUCCAGAAGUCUUGUUUAAAGACAAGUUCCUCUCAUGCUUAGUGAAUGUUUCACAAACUGUUGUGCAGGUAACCUUUACGGAAGAGGAAUUGCCUAAAGGCUCAGGGGAUUUUAUCUUGGGUUACUACAGCAACAACAUGAGCACCAUUGUGGGCGUAACUGAGCCAUUUCAGAUCCAGCUUCCUACUUCAGGCCAUGACGUCAGCUCUUCAGACAGCUCUGACUUCAGCUCCGAGGACGACAGCACUGUCGUUCUCACAAAGUCGAGGUCCCGCAGUCCCAGUCCUCACAAGGGCAAGCGUCACCGCCGCCGUCGCAGUGGCAGUCACAGCCGCUCUGGAAGUCCUGUGCAGACCCAAAUGAAGGAGAUAACUGCCCCCACAACUUUAUCCACGUCUGAGUGUGAGUCCACAAAACGUCCAGCAGAGGGGAGCCAUUCUGAUGAGACCAAACAGAGAGAGGAGACUGGAGUGUGAUGAGCAUGUUGUCACAAGCCACUAAAUCAAUAGUUUUUUUCUUUUAUACAUCUACAUGUUUUAUCUCGUGAAAAUGCACAAUUUGUGAUGCCAUCGGUUUUAUUUUUCCUACCGCCUGGUUCCUUUAGAGCAGGGGUUUUCUUCCGAGGGAGAUACAGCAGCUUGAGAACGAUAAAGAAAAGCCUUUUUCAAACAUACUAAAGGCAACAAUUAUAGGAUUUUCAUUUCUGCAAUAAUUAUGUGCAUAAAUCCUUAACUGUAUUAUACAAUUGCACUUUGAAAACCCCUGCUUUAGAGCUUGUCCUAAAUGUUUCAUCGCGUCCUGUAUUUUCUCAAUCGUGCGUUGUUUUAGUUUCUUAAUAUUUUAAGGGCAUUUUCACGCACUGUGGUCGGUCGAGCUUAUUUGUUUAUCCCAUUGUUUGGACAGCAAAUACAUCAGGGUGCAACUGAACGAUAACAUUUCUCAGAUUGUGAUCUUGCUCAGGUUGCACACUCCAAGUGCUUUGCAUACUGCCAUGUGACGAAGCACAGAUACCCUUGCAUUGGAAGUGUUUGAAAAAAAAAAAACAUCCUCCUGCGGCCAUCUGCAGUCAUUCUAGGUGGUUCAACCAAAAAGAAAAACGUUGAAAAAUGUUAAGACAACAAAGUAGCCAAGCAGUCCCAACAGUUACGUCUGCAGACACGUUAUCAGCACAAGGUCACAUGAUCGCCCACCAUUCCCUUUGAAAAUACACUGGUUUUAUCAAACAUAAUUGCAAAGCGGUUUAGCCGUGCAAUUCCAACAUGUGGUGUAUACGGUGUUCCUAAAUAUCCAAGCAAAAACAAAAUCGAUAAAUGCACACCUUUUUAGGGUUUAGGGGGCUCUGCUACUCCAGCCGUGUCAGCAGCAGAGAGUGAAUGUGAGAGUAAAGGGCUUUAAAUAAACCCUCCAGCCCCCUAAAUGAGCACAGUGAGAAGUGGCGUCCUGUGGGUGGAUCACUGUCAGCUGACACAGCACAGCUGUCCAGCCAGAACUCAUUUUUAUUGGCUGUAAGGGCAGCUGAUAUUGUCGGACCGAUUAGGACGAGGCUUUUAACGUGACUCGCAUGGGCCUCGACAAACAAACACUAAAAAUCAGUUAAAAAGUACUUGCGUCAUUUGCUUCUUGCAUGAUGACAUUCCAGUUGAUAUGAAACGUAAUAACUACCAAACGGGAGUAAAAACUCUACCAUGUAGAGCAACCACAGGGCUUCGUAUUUGCAUUGUGAACCAAAGCUGUCAUGUGACAAUGUUGAUAUUUCAUCUUAUACUUACAUGCUCAGUUUGAUGUCAUUUUUGCUCUGUUGUCUUUUUUUGUCAUCUCAUUGACGAUUCUCCUUCACGGAUUGGGGUGAUUGACAUUAGUGAGAUUAGUUGUUACCUUGUGACCCCUGAUGACCCGUCUAACACACUUUGCGGCUCUUAGCGUGUAGGACAGUAUUGUGUAGCUGUAAUCUCAUUGUGUAUGUCUGGCGAAAUGGUGUUUUGAUAGCGACGGGUCAAAUGAUGCCUAUAUAUGAAACCGAAGGGGCGGCACUCUGACCCUUGAAGCCUCGAUGUGUGUGUCGCUUCAAGAAAAAAAAAAACAUGACUGAUACAGCGCCAAACUGUGUUUAUUAGGAAGUGCUUUUUAACUGUUCAAAAGUGACCGUUCAUACAGUUGUAGGAGUGGCAUACCAUGUUUGGUAUUAGUUUUUGUCACCAUCGUCGAUCUAAAUUGAACUAAGAAAAGGGGGAACUUUCUAAGUGUGGGAUAUUUUUUUAUCUUAUUUCACCAGAUAAGAUCAUUUUCCUACUAUUUGGCUCAUUAACCAAAGUUUUGUGUUUCACAUCUUUUGAAGUUUUUUAAUCCAGCAAAGAUUGGCUGACCAUUAUGAAACAAUACCACGGUAUCAGUGCAGUGUCCAUACAGCCGGCGAGUGUGCCACACGCUCACUGAGGUGUCAUUUACCCAUCACUAAUGUUUGAUGCGACUGCGUUUGCAUGGUGUGGACAUACUCUACAUUCCGGUGCUGUGAUUUGUGUGCCGUCAAGUGCUGUUUUUGACUUUUUGUCAUACCUGUGAAAGUUGUUACAAAAUUUAGCAAAGGUACAGUAAUAGUGGUUUAAAAAUGUAACUUCCAUGUAAAUGUUAGGUGAAGAACAAAUCUGAAGCUGUCAAAUGAUUUCAAAGUGUAUUUAAGUGUGUUAUUUAUUUGGAAAUGAAGAUAUAGUGUAAUGAACCUUUUUGUGUAGAGUAAGAUGUUAUAAAAAUGAAUAGAUUGUGAGGUGAAUUAGAUCAAUUGCAGUCAUGAUUAGUGACUAUUGUGGAGAGAAAAAACUGUACAGAAUGUAAUUGUCAAGAUAAAUACUGUAUGUAUGAAUGAUACAAAUGGAAUAUGGAUAGCAGACAAUCUAUGCCACAAAGUUUAUUUUUUCCUUGAAUUGUGUAUUUAUUUUCUUAUUUAGAUAUAUAUGUACAUUUUAAAUGAACCUGAAUUCUGCUGGCCAGUGAGGGAGCAUUAUUUCAGUGGAGAAUUUUUUUUUUUCUUUCUUGACGUUAUGAGUGAGCCUGUUUGCUACAGGUUGGACAUGUUUCUUUUACUGAAUGAAGAGUAGACUGUUUAGUCUACAUGUGUUUGUAUGACUGCUACAGAAAAGUAUUUAAAUGCUAAUGAAUCUAAUCUUGUGAGACAUUUGACUUGAUAUUUGGCAUAUGAGACCAUAGGGAUUCCCAUAAGUGCAAGGAAACUAUAUAAACAUCCCUUUAAAAUCG
This is a messenger RNA of Nerophis lumbriciformis (worm pipefish), 5308 nucleotides long. RefSeq names its product inositol polyphosphate-5-phosphatase Jb (gene inpp5jb). The record is from RefSeq and is a predicted model, not a curated record. Gene Ontology annotation, molecular function: phosphatidylinositol-3,4,5-trisphosphate 5-phosphatase activity; phosphatidylinositol-4,5-bisphosphate 5-phosphatase activity. Gene Ontology annotation, cellular component: ruffle; plasma membrane; cytoplasm. NCBI's taxonomy places the organism in Eukaryota, Metazoa, Chordata, Actinopteri, Syngnathiformes, Syngnathidae. Gene Ontology annotation, biological process: negative regulation of peptidyl-serine phosphorylation; phosphatidylinositol dephosphorylation.